AGUGCGCCAUACACCAUACACGUGUUUUGUCGUUGUGAUUUGAGUUUGUGGGUUUGUGGAAGUGUGUAGUUCGUUCAGUUUAGAUUGGUUAUGGCCUCGUUGAGAAAGAAUACACCGAAAGGAGUCAUUUCACGCUUCACAAAAUCUGUAGACAAAAAGAAGAUCGCUCAUCAUUCUCAAGAUGAAGAGGACACGGACUCCAGUGUGUAUUCAGACUUGGAAGAAAAUGAUGAUGCAGGUUCUUCAAGCGAGGAAGGAGACCCAGAAGGAGGAAGGAGAUCCAGUACAAAUGUUGCCAGUGCACAUUUUGGCAGUAGUGAUUCCGCUGAUGAGGAAGAUGAGCAGUCAGGCGCUGAUAGUGAGUCUGAUGAGGAAACGAAAAAUAUCACAUUUUUGGGAGGUGAAGACUUGAAAACCAAGGAGGAUAUAGAGAAGUUGCCUCCUAAUGUGCCCACAAAGAGAUCUGCGAGGGAACACAAAAAAGGAGUUGAUAGUACAAAGGGCAGUACAGAGGAAACGCCAGUGGCUCAAGUUGACGAGUAUGCCUUCGAUUCAUCAGACGAAGAGGACAUUAGGAACACCAUAGGCAACAUUCCGGUGGAGUGGUAUGAAAAUUAUCCUCAUAUCGGAUAUGACCUCGAUGGAAAACGAAUUUUGAAGCCACCCAAGGGGGAUGAGCUAGACGAAUUCCUGAAGAAGAUGGAUGAUGCAAACUAUUGGCGUACAGUCAAGGACAAAUCUACAGGCCAGCAAGUUGUCUUGACAGAUGAGGAUGUGGAUUUAAUUCAGAGGCUUCAACAUGGCCGCUUCCCUAACCCCAAAAUUGAUGUGUAUGAGAAAUUUGAGGAUAUAUAUUCCCAUGAGAAGAUGAUACAUCCCGUCACAAACCAACCUGAACACAAGAGGAGUUUUAUUCCUUCAAAGAUCGAGAGCCAGAUGGUAUCUCGAAUGGUUCAUGCCAUCAAAAUGGGUUGGAUCAAGCCUCGAGCAGAGAAGGUUAAGGCUUCCAGGUUUACACUGCUCUGGGAUAAAGAGGAGGAAGAGACACCAGAUGCAAGAAUACAGAGGUACAUACCAGCCCCAAAGAUGAAGCUUCCAGGUCACGAAGAAUCUUACAAUCCACCACCUGAGUAUCUCUUUACCAAGGAGGAGGAAGAGAAAUGGCGAGAGCAAGAGCCAGAGGAACGAAAGCUCAAUUUCAUUCCUCGCAAGUUCUCCAGCCUGCGUGAAGUUUGCUCUUAUCAAGAGUUUAUCAGAGAAAGAUUUGAAAGGUGUCUUGAUCUCUAUCUCUGUCCCCGCCAGAGGAAAAUGAGAGUGCAAGUUAAUGCUGAAGACCUCAUCCCAAAGUUGCCAAAGCCAAAGGACCUGCAACCAUUCCCAAGCCUUCAGUACAUUGUGUACAAGGGGCACACUGAUGUUGUACGCAGCUUAACCAUUGAGCCCUCUGGCCAGUUCUUUGCAUCGGGAAGUGACGAUUGCACUGUACGAAUAUGGGAAGUGCUCACUGGACGCUGCAUGAAGGUUCUGCAUUUCAAGGCAGCCGUAAAAAGUGUUGCAUGGUGCCCCAACCAAAGUGUGCGCCUCAUUGCUGUAGCUGCUGGCAAGAAUGUGCACAUUGUAAACCCUGGCAUUGGUGACAAGCUCAUAGUCAGUAACACAGAUACAUUAAUUGGAGCUGUACCGGAGGAUUAUAACAAAACUGGUCGAAAAGAAGCAGCACAAUGGGAACAGGCCAGUGAAGAGGAGCAUGGGCAAGGAGUGCGCGUGAACGUUGUCCACAAGAACCCUGUUGAGCAAGUGACUUGGCAUGCCAAGGGUGAUUACUUUGCAGUUGUAAUGCCUGGUUGCAGCAGUGGAUCUGUCCUUAUCCAUCAGCUUUCUUUGUGGCGGUCACAGCCUCCAUUCAGCAAGGUGAAGGGCGAUAUAUCAAAGGUUCUGUUCCACCCAAUUCGACCGUACUUCUUUGUGGCAUCACAACGUUUUGUGCGGGUGUAUAACCUUCUGGAGCAAGAUCUUUCCAAGAAGCUCAUCAGCAACUGCAAGUGGCUCUCAAGCAUUGCAAUUCACCCAAAGGGUGACAACGUGAUCGCCGGAAGUUACGAGAACAGACUUUCAUGGUUUGACAUGGACCUUUCAACAAAGCCUUAUAAAACUCUGAGAUAUCACAAGAAGGCUAUUAGGCAAGUCACAUAUCACAAGAAAUACCCGUUGUUCGCAUCUGCAUCUGACGACGGCACUGUUAUCAUUUGCCAUGGAAUGGUUUACAGUGACUUGAUGGAGAACCCUUUGAUUGUACCAGUAAAAGUGCUUCGUGGCCACACUAUAAACAAGGACAUGGGUGUCCUGGACUGUGCUUUCCAUCCUCAUCAACCCUGGAUCAUCACAGCUGGGGCAGACACAACCUUGAGACUGUAUGCAUAAUGUACAUAAAGUUGUUGCAAAUAUAA
Molecule: messenger RNA, 2447 nt
Organism: Ornithodoros turicata
Lineage: Eukaryota; Metazoa; Arthropoda; Arachnida; Ixodida; Argasidae
Product: ribosome biogenesis protein bop1-like
Exons: 17
Coding region: 91-2421 (776 amino acids)
Biological process (GO): maturation of LSU-rRNA from tricistronic rRNA transcript (SSU-rRNA, 5.8S rRNA, LSU-rRNA); ribosome biogenesis
Cellular component (GO): preribosome, large subunit precursor; PeBoW complex
Molecular function (GO): protein binding; ribonucleoprotein complex binding
Source: RefSeq, a predicted model, not a curated record